Strongylocentrotus purpuratus (purple sea urchin) is the source of this 2157-nucleotide messenger RNA. RefSeq lists its product as uncharacterized. The transcript is spliced from 3 exons. Bases 279 to 1829 code for a protein of 516 amino acids. The record is from RefSeq and is a predicted model, not a curated record. Lineage: Eukaryota; Metazoa; Echinodermata; Echinoidea; Camarodonta; Strongylocentrotidae.
GUAUAUUCACUAGCUAUACACCGAUUCGGUUUGGGGGUUUUAUGUACCUGCCCGCCGGUGGCGGCGCUAUAACUGGGGGGCUUCUCCGAUCCAGCUGACAGUACAGAGAGCUCGGGAGCGGUUACUAGCUAGCGGCGCAGCGACCCUGGCCGGCCUGGGCGAGGUAUAGGUAUAGCAUACCCGUUGAGCGAUCGAUUCUAUUCGCUGCACCUCUGUUACUCGCGAGUUUUGUGACGUUUUUCUUUGGACAAAAAGGAUUUCAUGUGUAUUGUUUCAUCAUGAAAAAAUCGAAGACAGGAACAGGGAAAAACUGUGCAGUGGUUGGAUGCACAAACAAUAGUAAAAAACUUCGAAAAUGGAAACUAUUGGUGUGUGAAAUUCAUUCACCUUUGACGCACGAUGAAUGUGAGUGCUUGCAACCUUACCAAAUGCACCGUUUCCCAAAUGGACGUUAUCAUGAUUCUGCCCGAAAACUUCAGGAGUGGUUGAAAAAUAUAAAUCGCAAGAAUUUUAUACCAAAUGCCAACAGCAGGGUGUGUUCUGUCCACUUCAAGGAUGGCAAACCAACUGCAGACCAGCCGUAUCCAUUCCAAUGCUUGGGUUACAAGAGUUAUAAACGACUGACUCCUGGAAGGCCACAGCCAAAGCGACGAGUGCCACUCAACUCGACAGACAUGGCGACUGAUGACGAACAGCCUAAUGAACUGCCUGACAAUGAUGAGGGAGGGAAUGGCACUACUCACACUUCUAUGCAGACCGAAACGCCAAAGAUGGAGGAUUCCCCUUUUAAGUGGCAGGAUAUCCCCCUUCAAGAUCACAACUAUGCCAUUAAGGACCAAUCGUGGCGCACCGUGUCAAAAGCAUCACAAACAGACCAUUGUCCUGAAGCAUCUGUUACAAACAUGGAUAAUUGUGUCGUGAAAUUUUACACAGGAUUACGUUUGGCUGUGUUUUGGGCAUUUGUAAAUUCUCUUAUCAUGUCUUUGUCCUCUAUACCGAAUUUUAAAAUUGCGGUCCACGAUCAGAUUCUUCUUCUUCUCAUGAGGCUUAGACUAGGCUUAAUGUUCACAGACCUUGGAGUACGAUUUCGCAUCUCCAGGACGACAGCAUGUACAAUAUUUUCUACAUGGUUGCCACUCAUGGCAAACUACAUGAGAUGUAACAUAAUCUUCUGGCCGCCACGUGACACUCUGGCAAGAAUUCGGCCCAAAAGCUUCGCUACUUUCCAUCCGAAAGCUACCUGCAUUAUAGACUGUUUCGAGAUCUUUGUACAAAGACCAUUAAAUCUGAUGAAACGAGCCCAAACUUAUUCAAACUACAAAAGCCAUAACACAUACAAGGCGCUUUACUGUAUUGCACCUAAUGGAUUUGUGUGCUUUGUCUCGAAACUCUUUGGUGGACGUGCAAGUGACACUUUUAUUUCAAGAAAUUGUGGUUUUGGGGAACAUUUGUUACCAGGGGAUGAAGUGCUAGCCGAUAGAGGCUUCACCAUUACGGACAUUUUACCACCAGGUGUAAAACUGUCGAUCCCAACAUUCACGAGGGGAUUCAAAGACCGUCGCCUACCCGAAAAAUGUGUGACGGAAACCAGACGAAUUGCAAAUGUACGGAUCCAUGUCGAGAGGGCGAUCCGACGUUUGAAAUGUUUCAAAAUAUUGAGUAGCACAAUCCCUGCUACUGUUCAAAAUGUUGAUGACAUUUUAAUUGUAUGUGCUGGCUUAUGUAACCUGCAGCCCCUCUUGAUUAAUGAAGAAAGUGAAUCAAUGGACAGUGAUAACAGUGAGGACACUGGCAGUGAAGGAAAAAUUAUUUUUGGUUCUGAACAAUAACUUAAGAAUCAUUUAUGAUUAAAUGGUUUUCAAGUUAUCGGAAUGAAAGAAAACAAGUUGUACUCUCGCAAGGUAAACUUCCUGCAAAAAAGGAAAUGUCAGUAGGAGUAGUCCCCCUACCAUAUUAAAGGAGGAGUACUUGCUCCGAUUUUUGUUAUUUCUAUUUAUAAAUGAUAUAUAUCACCAGCUAUUAAAUCUGGAGUUAUAACAAUAUGCUGAUGAUGUUAUAAUAUGAGACUGGGAAAGAUGUGCAAUCUAUAACCUCUGAAUAUUUAUUUCACAUUUUAAUCUUUUUCCAAUGUUAACAGGACCUUGUUGAAAACAAUAU